AUGGAUCCCUGGGGGGCUGCGGAGCCGGAGCAGACGGUGCUUUUUGAGGGGGACGAGGAGGAGGACACCUACGAACCCCCCGGGAUGCAGAGGACCCCGAGCAACCCUGAGACGGAUCCCCCGACGGCGGGCGACCCCGAGAUCGUAGAGCUGGAUACGGCCACCUUGUUGGGUCACCCCGAGGAAGGUUCACCGGGCGAACGCAGCCCGGCACGGGAGACCUUACGUUGGACCGUGGUCCAACAGAUCGACUCCCCCGGCGCGGCGGGAGGUCAACGGGGCGGUAAAACCGGAGCGGGAGCCGGCGCCUUCUCCAACUUCAAGAGCAUCAUCGUGUUGCAGAAGAGUUACGAGUGCGGGGAAUGCGGCAAGAGCUUCAGCUGCAGCUCCCACUUCAGCAAACACCGGCGGACCCACACCGGUGAGAAACCCUUCCUCUGCCUCCAUUGCGGUAAGAGCUUCAACGUCAGCUCCAACCUCUACCGCCAUCAACGGGCUCACGCCGCCGAACGCUCGGGUCCGCCCGCUCCAGCGACGCGCGCCGGUGGCUUGCCGUAUAAAUGCGAGGAGUGCGGCAAGAGUUUUCGCCGGAACAAGGAAUUGGUGACCCACCAACGCUUGCACACCGGUCGUUUGCCCUUCCAAUGCCGUCACUGCGGGAAAAGCUUCAGUUGGAGCUCCCAUUUCGACCGGCACCAACGGGUCCAUACCGGUGAAAAGCCCUACCAGUGUCCGGAAUGCGGGAAGUGUUUUAGUCGCAGCUCCCACCUCUACCGACACCAACGCACCCACGCCGGCGGUCGCUCUUACAUCUGCACCUAUUGCGGGCGUAGUUUCGGUAGCACCCUCCAUUUUGACCGCCAUCAACGCACCCACACUGGCCAACGACCCUACAAGUGUACCCUUUGCCGGAAAAGUUUUGGCGACGGGCCGGCGUUGGUCAAACAUCAACGCCUUCACCUGGGUGAUGGGCCUUUCCGUUGCGAAGAGUGCGGUAAAGCCUUCGGCGCCCGCGCCCAGUACGCCCAACAUCGCCGUAGCCUCCACGGCGGCGGUGAGAAACCUUACCGCUGCGACGAUUGCGGGAAGAGUUUUUCCUGGAGCUCUCAUUGGGAACGCCACCAACGGAUCCAUACCGGCGAACGACCUUACCAAUGCGGGGACUGCGGCAAACGUUUCGGCCGGAGCUCCGCUUUGGCCAAACACCGGAAGACCCACAGCGGCGAACGGCCUCACCGUUGCGGCGAUUGCGGGAAGAGCUUCAGCCGGGGGUCCAACCUCACCCAACACCGGCGCAUCCACACCGGCGAACGGCCCUUCGCUUGCGGCGAUUGCGGCAAAGGUUUCAUCCAACGCUCCGACCUGGAACGGCAUCAACGCGUCCACACCGGUGAACGACCGUAUACCUGCGCCGAAUGCGGGAAGAGCUUCAGCGUCAGUUCCCACCUCGACCGGCACCGGCGUAUCCACACCGGCGAAAAACCCUACGCCUGCGGGGAUUGCGGGAAGGGUUUCAUCCAGAAGUCGGACCUCACCAUCCAUCGCCGGAUGCACACCGGGGAAAAACCCUACCGUUGUGGCGAGUGCGGCAAAUGUUUCAGCGUCUCCUCCAACCUCAUCACCCACCAACGCCCCCACUUGGGCGAAAAACCCUACCAGUGCCCCGAA
This is a messenger RNA of Charadrius vociferus (killdeer), 1668 nucleotides long. Its product is annotated as zinc finger protein 345-like. The annotation marks the transcript as partial. Gene Ontology annotation, molecular function: DNA-binding transcription factor activity; RNA polymerase II cis-regulatory region sequence-specific DNA binding. NCBI's taxonomy places the organism in Eukaryota, Metazoa, Chordata, Aves, Charadriiformes, Charadriidae. The record is from RefSeq and is a predicted model, not a curated record. The transcript is spliced from 4 exons. Gene Ontology annotation, biological process: regulation of transcription by RNA polymerase II.